AAGAUGGCAGCGCAACUCAUUGCAAUGGAGAAGACUAUUGAGGCCUCUGAGCUGCUGGAGAUGGUGGUCGAGACAGAGGCAGAAGCCGGGGCCAGGGGGCUGAGUGUGUCCGGGGGAGGGAAGGAAGGCCUUUUUGUGAAGGAUGUGCUGAAGGACUCCCCAGCUGCUCGAGUUCUGAGCCUCCAGGAAGGGGAUCAGCUCCUGAGUGCCAGAGUUUACUUUGACAACAUAAAGUAUGAAGACGCCUUGCAGAUCCUCAAGUGUGCUGAGCCCUACAAAAUCUCCUUUUGCCUGAAACGGGUGGUUCCCAGUGCAGAUGUCUCCCGCAAACUUGGAACCAGUGUCUUUGAAGUGAGAGGCCCCAAAGCCAAGAUGGCCAAGCUGAACAUCCAGAGUCUCUCCUCCCUGAAGAGGAAAAAGAAGAAGAAGAGGAAGAGGAUGAUGAUGAUGAUGGCAAAGAGCCUGCAGGAGAGGGAGGCACAUGGCUCUGAGGACCUGGCAUCCGGGAAGCCUGAGAUCACCCCAGUUGAUGUGGAGUUCUCCUUCCCCAAGUUCUCCAAGCUGCGCAAGUCCAAGAGUGCUGGAGAGGUGGCAGUGACUGAACCAAGUCCAGACCGUUCCCUGAAGGUGUCCUCCCUGGAGUCAAAGCGACACAAACUGAAGUUCCCCCGGCUAAAGGUCAAGGAAGCAGCGGUUGCACGAGUGGAGAGAGCAGUGGCCCACCUUGGCACGGGCCUGCCCAAGGUUGGUGUGGAAUUGAAAGAAGCAGACAGAGGAGGAGUGGAGGGGAAGACAUUUCGAUUCACCAUCCCUUUUCCCAGAACAAAGAAGCCCAAGGAAGAAGCGGGGACAAAAACGGAAAUGGGAUUCCAAGCACCACAGGUAGAAUUAAAUCUCCCUCUGCCUAGAAUGGGGCCUGAUGAUGAGUCUCUCAAGGCCAGCACCAAAGCUGAAUGCCUCAGGAUCCAAGGACCUCAGCUUGGUUUGCCCAGGGUGGAGGCUGCCCUGCCCAAAGAAAAUGCCAGUGCUCUGGAGAUCCACGAAGGGGUUCUCCAAACUGGGCUGAAGCUCCCUACAGCUGAAGUGGCAGCUCCCAAAGUAGAUGUAGACCUGGCCCUGCCCAAAUUGGAGUGUGCUGCCCCAGAGGGUGCCCCUAAAAGGGAGGGGUUCAGAAUCAAAGUCCCCAAGUUUGGGAUCUCUGCUGAGGAAGCAGAACUGAAGCUGCCCUUGAUGAAGGCUCCUGCCCUGGAGAUGGCCCUGCGAGAAAGUAGAGAAAAAGCUGAAGAUCUGGAGGACAAGCUGAAACCAGGAGUGGCAAUGCCUUCUCUGGGUGUGGUAGCUCCUAGAGUAGAUCUAGAGCUCCCCUUGCCCAAGGGGAAGACAGACACUGAAAGCCCCGAACUCUUGGUGAAAAUUCCCUUGGUCAGCCUACCCAAACUGGGCUCCAAAGCCCAAGAAGAAGGGGGUGGCAAACGGAAGGUGGAAAUCAGUGCUGGGAAACUGGAAAUCCCCAAGGCAGACGAAAUAAAGGGCUCCAUAAUGCAGAUUCCUAGUCUGGAGAUUUCCCUGAUGGAGCAGCAGCUGGAGAGUGAAGAGGUAGCUACAGUGACAGAUGACAGUAAAGUGAGAGUCUCUGAGAUGAGGAUGCCCUCCCUUGACAUCUCUGCCCCCAGAGUCCAGGAUAUGUGCUCUUCCAAGGCCAUGGGGGAUCUGGCUGCCCCUUCUGGAAGGGCAAAGCCCAAAGAGGCUGCAGAAGGGGCUGGAUUUCCAUUUCAAAUGCCCCAAAUAUCACUCCCCAAAUUUGAUCUCCCUGUCAUGGCAGCCCCCUCCCCACCUCCGCUCCAUGUCAAAGUGCUGAAGCCAGAAGGAGACAUUGGGGCAAAGGUCAACCUCCCAAAGGUAGAUUUUUCCUUGCCUGCAAUGAAGAUGCCAGGUGUGCAACUUCCUAAGGUGCCAAAGCCAGAGCUGGACAUCUCUGUUGAGAAGCCAAAGGUUGAGGUGACUGUUCCUCCAGCUCGGCUGAGCUUUCCAUCUGCGACCGUGCCUGCACUAGAUAUUGAGCUGCCGAAAGUUGAGGUUGAGCUGGAUUUGGCGAAGGUCGAAAGAAAUGUUUCUGAGCAGGUCCCCAAAGCCCAUGAGGUCACACUGGAGACUGUGAGCAAAGGGUUAGAGGUGGAAAUCAGCAUUCCAAAGUGUCAGAUGGGCCAACCUGAGCUGGAGCCAAGGUUGAGGACCAUUGAAGGGCCAGCCAUCACUGGGAUGGUAGCCAAAAUCCCUAAGGUGGACCUUGCUUUUGAGAAAGAGCCAGCAGACACUGAAGGGACAGAGCCUGACCGAGAUGCAAAGGGGAAACUCUGGCUAAAGACUGACUUAGAAGUGGGAGGCUUUGCUCCAGGGGCCAAAAUGAAGCUGCCAACUAUAGAGAUCCCGGCGGUAAGUCUCCCGGAGAUGACUGUGGAGAGUCAGGCCAAGCUGAAGUCAUCCCGAUUUGCCCUCUCCAAAUUCAGUCUUUCUGGCCCCAAAGUCUGGAGCAAGGCAAGCCCAGAGGUUUCAGUGUCUGAAGUGGAGGGCACAGAAGCUGCUGACUUGGGUUCAAGGCUGAAAUUGCCAAAGUUUGGGAUCUCUUUCCCCAAAUCAAAACGGGGAGCAGAGGUAGAGGAUGCCAAAUUAGCCCCUGAGGUUGAAGGGCAAGUGCCCAAGGAAAGGCUCAGCAAAACUACUGACAGCAGAAUGAAGUUGCCCGUGGUGGAUGUGGAUAUUGGCCACCCCCGAGGCAAGGAGGAAUGGUCUGGCACAGAUGGGGAGGGAACCACUCCUGAGCUCCCGGGUCUCAAGUUUAAAGGGCCCAAAUUAUCAUUACCUAGGUUUGGGGGCAAAGGCAAGGAGGAAGAGUGGAGCUGCCUAGAGAGUGGGGAGGUAAAGCUGCAAGGCAGCAAGGAGGGUUUGGCAGGGCAGGUGGACCCCAGGAUGCCGGAGAAGGAUGCCAAGGCUUCCAAGUUCAGGAUAGCUUCUUUGGGCCUGACGAGAAGAGAGGUGGAGGCCAAAGGCAAGAAAGUCCCUGGCAGUCCAAAGGAGAAGCCAAAAAGUCAAUUUGGGAAGAUGCCCAAACUGAAGCUUUCCUCUCUGAAGGCAGACGAAGAUAAAGGGAAGCUCCAUCUUCCAGCUCCAGAACCAGAUGUGAAAGGCUUCCCCCAGGUAGAGUUUGCAAAGCGUGACACCAGAGCUGAACCAGGGCUGACCUCAGAGCCAGAGCGUCCCGGCUUCAAGAUCCAGCUGCCAUCCGUGGAGAUUGCUGUGCCUAGUCCCAAAACUGAAGGGGAGGUGACUCUGGAGAAGCUGGCAGUAGAUGUAUCCAAGGCUGGGAUCCAACAGUACGAAGGAGAGCUCAAGAUCCCCAGAGUGCCUUCCAUUGAUAUGUCCACUCCCACCCUAGAGUUGGAUAUUGGUUUGCCCAUGACUGGCAAAGAAGAGGGCAUUCUACAGGCAGUCCCUAGCACAGAUGCCAAAAUCAAGCUGCCAGAGGUGGAGCUGGCAAAGCUUGGGAAGGGUGAGGAUGGCAGGACAGAAGCAGCCAUGCAGCUGCUUGGGCAUAGGCUCAUCUUUGGGCAGGAAGGAGAAAAAGACCUAGCAGGGGUGGCUGAAGCCUCUGCCCUGGGCACCAAGAUACGGCUGCCCAAAGUGAACAUUUCCUUGCCCAAAGCCUGGUUGUCAGAUGUAGAACUGCCUCUGGCUAAGGAGGAGCUUGGCCUGGAAGGACCAGAAGUGAAGUUCAAGAUACCUUCAAUGGGGCUGCCAAAAUUCAGUGCCCCAAAAGUGAAGGCUCCUGAGCUAGAGCUUGAUGUGGGUUCAGAGGGAGGGAUGAUGCCCAAGGUCAAAAUAGGUGCUCCUUCAGUGAAGUGGCCCAGAUUUGGGGCCUCUGGCUCAGAGGGAGAAGGGGAGGGUGAUGAGGAGUUGCCCAGGGUCCCCCAGCUGGAGCUGAAAGCUCCCAAACUCAGAGGAAGCACAGAGGCCUUGAGCUCCGAAACGGUGGUGAAAGGAGGCAAACUCAAGAUGCCCACGUUACCUCUUGGCCGUAGCAAGGUGGAAAUGGAAGCUGGGAUGGGAACCGAGGAGAACAAAUUCAAGCUGAAGCUCCCAUCCCUGAGCAUCUCCAAGCUGGAUACAGAGCUGAGCAUGGAUACCCAGCCCCUCUGCCCCCCUGCUGAGGAGGCAGAACUUGCCUUCAAGGUGCCCCAGGUUGCUUUGCCCGAUAUCAGGUUCUCUGUCAUGGAGGAGAGGGAAAAAGAGGCCAGGGUAGAAGCAGGGAAAGGGGAAGGCAUAGCAGGCCUGGAGGUGGAUGUGGGAGGGCUGGAGGGCAUGAUGAAGAUGCCCAAAAUUGGUAUGCCCACAUUUGGGGCAAUGGGCACCAAGGGGGGCAUGGUGACCACCAUUUCUCAAAGCCAGAGUGGUGCAGGUGGGGGAGACUUGGAGGGGAAGAAAUCGCUUUUUAAGGUCCUGGGCUUGGAAAUUUCUACCCCAAGUCUCAAAACCCAUGCUGAAUAUGAAGUGGAGGGGGCUCAUACCCGGCAGAGGGGCUCCCUAGGCCUGGAAGGUACUGGCAGGGAUGGCUGGAAGAGGACAGAAGACCACUCCGAUGCAGAAGCUGGGAAGCGAUUCAAGGUGAAAAUCCCCAAGUUUGGCCUCUCCCUGCCCAAGGCAGGGCUGGAGGCCCCGGAAGGCUUCACAGGGCAGGAGGCAGAAGCCAAGAGGGGCCUCUUGGCCUUGGGGAGGCCUGGGGAGAAGGGUACGGAGGGCUCCUCUGGGCUCCUUGAGAGAGAGGAGGAGAGCCAGGCCAAGGGCACCAGGAUCAAACUCAAGCUGAAGCCCACCUUUGGGCUCUCCCUCUCCAAGACAAAAGGGGGGGGCGAACUCAAUGGUGAAGUAGAGGGGGCUUCCUCCAAGCUGAAGGUGCCCAAGCCGGGCUUUUCCAAGGUGGAGGGGGCCGCCCGGCUCAACGGAGAGAGGGUGGAAGUGCUGCUCCAGGAUGGGGCGAGCAAGCUGGGCAAAAUCCGGCUGCCCCAGGUGGAACUCUUGUCUCCCUCCAAGGUGACAGAGACUGACCCAGAGCUGAACCUCCAGCUGAUGAAGGCAGAUGAGGCCAAGGAGGAAGCCCACCAUGGCUCCAGUGUUUCCACAGCCCUCAAGGCUGCCAAGUUCAAGUCCCCUAGGAUCUCGCUGUCUGGCUUCAGGAAGCGAAAUGGGGAGCUGGCCUCUGAGGCCACAGCUGCACCUGUGCCCCAAGUGGAGGUGGCAUCUUUGGAAACUACCGCCAAAGGGGAGUUGCCCACCAAGUUCAGAUUUCCAAAACUGGCUUUAAGCCCCAGAUCCCAAGGGGUGCUGGAGAUCUCUGAGCACCAGCAGGACCAGGGGAGGCUGAACUUCAAGCUGCCUGCUGUGGCGUUCUCUGCAGAGAGCAGCCCCGACGAAGUAGUGGGGGACCCCGGGAGGCCUGAGGAAAAGGGGGGGGCGGCAGUGGCCGCCGCCGCUCCCUGAGAAAGCCUGCUCCCCGGCCUGGCUCGCACUUGUAACGUCCAGCACUAACCGUGAGGGGGAAAGCCCUGGCAGCGCGAGGGGCUGCUGGCUGGCACAAGCGUCGGGACGCGCCUCCGAUGGAGGCUUCCUGUUUUAACUGUCCCUCCACCACGGCCCUUCCCUCCAUGCUGGGUCUCUUUCUCUCGUGGCCGAUCAGCCGGAAGGGAGCCUGGCCGCGCCUUAAAGCAGGAAGCCUCUUCGUUCCGUCCCCGUCCGCAAAGAGAUGUGGGGCUGGCAG
Candoia aspera is the source of this 5809-nucleotide messenger RNA. It is a transcript of the gene PRX, whose product is annotated as periaxin. Bases 4 to 5532 code for a protein of 1842 amino acids. Gene Ontology annotation, molecular function: protein binding. Gene Ontology annotation, biological process: peripheral nervous system myelin maintenance; regulation of RNA splicing. The transcript is spliced from 4 exons. Gene Ontology annotation, cellular component: cytoplasm; nucleus. NCBI's taxonomy places the organism in Eukaryota, Metazoa, Chordata, Lepidosauria, Squamata, Candoiidae. The record is from RefSeq and is a predicted model, not a curated record.